Messenger RNA from Pipistrellus nathusii (Nathusius's pipistrelle), 1134 nucleotides. The record is from the annotation of a GenBank genome assembly. Lineage: Eukaryota; Metazoa; Chordata; Mammalia; Chiroptera; Vespertilionidae.
AUGGAUGAUGCUGCCAUCCUCAAGCGACGAGGCUAUAUCAUGGGGAUAAACUUGGGAGAGGGCUCCUACGCCAAAGUCAAGUCCGCUUACUCUGAGCGCCUAAAGUUCAACGUGGCGGUCAAGAUCAUCGACCGCAAGAAAGCCCCCACAGACUUCUUGGAGAAAUUCCUUCCCCGGGAAAUCGAGAUUCUAACCAUGCUAAACCACCGCUCCAUCGUCAAGACCUACGAGAUCUUCGAGACAUCCGACGGCAAGGUCUAUAUUAUCAUGGAGCUCGGGGUCCAGGGCGACCUCCUCGAGUUCAUCAAAACCCGGGGGGCCCUGCACGAAGAUGAUGCUCGCAAGAAGUUCCACCAGCUCUCCUCCGCCAUCAAGUACUGCCACGACCUGGACAUUGUCCACCGCGACCUCAAGUGCGAGAACCUUCUCCUCGACAAGGACUACAACAUCAAGCUGUCCGACUUUGGCUUCGCCAAGCGCUGCCUCAGGGAUGACAACGGCCGACUGAUCCUCAGCAAGACCUUCUGCGGGUCGGCGGCGUACGCGGCCCCCGAGGUCCUGCAGGGCAUCCCCUACCAGCCCAAGGUCUACGACAUCUGGAGCCUGGGCGUGAUCCUCUACAUCAUGGUCUGCGGCUCCAUGCCCUACGACGACUCCAAUAUCAAGAAGAUGCUGCGCAUCCAGAAGGAGCACCGCAUCAACUUCCCGCGCUUCAAGAACCUGACCAGUGAGUGCAAGGACCUCAUCUACCGCAUCCUGCAGCCCGACGUCAACCGGCGGCUGCACAUCGACGAGAUCCUCAGCCACGGCUGGGUGCAGCCCAAGGCCCGGCUCCUGUUCUCUGCAGCCAUCGACAAGGAUGGCGAGACCUCAGCGACCCCCAUUCUGGAGGCCUCGGGGGUCCAGGAAUCCCCAUGGACCCCUGAGCCUGGCCCUGACAAGAAGUCUGCCACCAAGCUGGAGCCCCAGGAGGCCCAGCCUGAGAUGAACCCAGAGUCACAACCCAAGGAGGAGAUUCUGCAAGAGGCGUCGAGGCUGUUGGAUAUCAGAAGCGCAGUCCCUAUGGAGGGCCGGCCAAGUAGGGACACAGAGGAAGGGGGAGCCCUGAAGCCUGCAGACACGCACACCUCGUGA